This is a messenger RNA of Nycticebus coucang (slow loris), 2898 nucleotides long. RefSeq names its product Wnt family member 3A (gene WNT3A). Gene Ontology annotation, molecular function: cytokine activity; frizzled binding. The transcript is spliced from 4 exons. The coding region runs from base 102 to 1160 and encodes 352 amino acids. Gene Ontology annotation, cellular component: extracellular region. The record is from RefSeq and is a predicted model, not a curated record. Gene Ontology annotation, biological process: cell fate commitment; canonical Wnt signaling pathway; neuron differentiation. NCBI's taxonomy places the organism in Eukaryota, Metazoa, Chordata, Mammalia, Primates, Lorisidae.
GGGCCCAGCGCCGCUGUCGCGCCAGCUCCCUGGGCCCGGCCCGCCCCGGUGCUCGCGCUCUCGGGGCGGAUUCCUGGCCCUCCGCGCUCUCCCGCCCGGCGAUGGCCCCGCUCGGAUACUUCUUAUUCCUCUGCAGCCUGAAGCAGGCGCUGGGCAGCUACCCGAUCUGGUGGUCCCUGGCUGUUGGGCCCCAGUACUCCUCGCUGGGCACACAGCCCAUCCUGUGUGCCAGCAUUCCAGGCCUGGUACCCAAGCAGCUGCGCUUCUGCCGGAACUAUGUGGAGAUCAUGCCCAGUGUGGCUGAGGGCAUCAAGAUGGGCAUCCAGGAGUGCCAGCACCAGUUCCGAGGACGCCGCUGGAAUUGCACCAUCGUCAACAAUAGCCUGGCCAUCUUUGGGCCUGUGCUGGACAAAGCCACCCGGGAGUCAGCCUUCGUCCACGCCAUUGCCUCAGCUGGAGUGGCCUUUGCGGUGACACGCUCGUGCUCAGAGGGUGUGGCUGCCAUCUGUGGCUGUAGCAGCCGCCAUCAGGGCUCACCAGGCGAGGGCUGGAAGUGGGGUGGCUGCAGUGAGGACAUCGAGUUUGGUGGUAUGGUGUCUAGGGAGUUUGCAGACGCCAGGGAGAACCGGCCAGAUGCCCGCUCGGCCAUGAACCGCCACAACAACGAGGCUGGACGCCAGGCCAUCGCCAGCCACAUGCACCUCAAGUGCAAGUGCCAUGGGCUGUCAGGCAGCUGCGAGGUGAAGACCUGCUGGUGGUCGCAGCCCGACUUCCGAGCCAUCGGCGACUUUCUCAAGGACAAAUACGACAGCGCCUCAGAGAUGGUGGUGGAGAAGCACCGCGAGUCCCGCGGAUGGGUGGAGACGCUGCGGCCGCGCUAUACCUACUUUAAGGUGCCCACGGAGCGCGACCUGGUCUACUACGAGGCCUCGCCCAACUUCUGCGAGCCCAACCCGGAGACAGGAUCCUUCGGCACACGCGACCGCACCUGCAACGUGAGCUCGCACGGCAUCGACGGCUGCGACCUUCUGUGCUGCGGCCGAGGUCACAACGCGCGCACAGAGCAGCGCCGGGAGAAAUGCCGCUGCGUGUUCCACUGGUGCUGCUACGUCAGCUGCCAGGAGUGCACGCGCGUCUACGACGUGCACACCUGCAAGUAGUCGGCCGGGCGGAGCUCUGCCGCGUGGGGCGGGCCCUGCCUGGGUGGGCUCCUGCCUGGACCCGGCUGGGUUUCUCCCUAGGUAGGGCGUGGCUCCUUCCUGGAAGGAAUGAGACGGGGCUCCUCCUGGGAUGUGCUGGGGCUCCUCCCAGGGGCCAGGACUCCUACUUGGAGGCCGGGUAUUCUCCCUGGGAACCAUGCUCCUCCGUGGAUGGGGCGGGCCCUGCCUUGGAGGGGGGUGGGCUCCUACUUGGAGGCAGGGUCUCCUCCCAGAGUGUGGGGUUGUGGAUGGUACAAGGCUUUGGGGUGAGCUCCUCCCAAGGGAUGGAGCUACCCUUGACGGAGACGGGGUUGCGGCUUCUGCCUGGAAAGAGAGAAGCUUCCCCGGAUGGACGACUGGCGGUGAAGCCCUUCCAAAGGGGAUGGGGUUCUAGUGGGGGUGGGGCUCUGGGAAGGCUACUUUCUGAGGGUGGAACUCCUCCCUGUGGGCGGGGCUCUUCUCUGGAGAUGGGACUCUCGAAAGGGGCAGCCCUCCUGAACAGGGCAUGGCUCCUGCAGGAACCUGGGCUCCAGAGCAGAGGAUUCAGUCCUCUAGCCCUCUCUUCCCAGGCUCCCCAUAAGAUCCCAUCGGCUCCCUCUUGUCUGCAUAGAGCCGCGGAGACCCCUCCGUCAUCAGGUCCCCUAACCCCUUCUCCACGCCUCUGGAAUCUUGGGCCCCCUCUCUCCAAACCCCUGGCUCUGAGAUGAUUCAGAGGGUGGAGGCUUGUACCAGCCCUCCCUCAGCCUGGGCUUUGCCCACCUUCCAAACCAAGAAGUCUACUGAGGAAAGCCUGCAGCACCCUCCAGCCUCCAACCAGCUCCAAGAACAAAGCUCUGUCCUGAAGAAGUGGAAAGGAGCUUCUCCUAGGGAGAGAAUCCUGGGCCCAUGACUCUGAGACCUGCCUCUGCCCCUCUAUCCGCACCUGGGUCAUCUUGCUGGGAGCAUAUUCCUGCUGUUCCCCAGGCCCAAGUUGCCUGGCCUCCCCUCCUCCCUAUCCUGGGGUCUCCCCACCUGCACCCCAUCCCAGCUAUAGGAGAGAGAGAACUCCUGUCCAGCCCUUCCCCAGCCUCCCCCUGUCCACAGCCCAUAGUAAGGGAAAGGCAGGAAGAGAAGCCAGCUCCCAAGGCUGCCCAGAGCUGCUGGCUUCAUUUGGGGGUUAUGUGGGAAGUCUGGGGUACAUCACCCAGACACAACUGUGCUGCCAAUGGAGAACCUACAGCCUUGAGGCAAGGUGGUCUCCUUUCCAGUCCUAUGGCCAAGACUGACUCCCCAUGUCCUCCUGCUGGGGUGAUGGUCACCAAACUGACAUCAUGCAGCCACUAUCCUGGAGCCUCUGGCUGGUCACUGGACCUUCCCAGCAUGAGAAUAAGAGUCCACUGGACCCACCCUGCUGAUAUCCACGGCUACCCCAUGGAACACUCCCCUCAGCCUCUGCCACUGUGAACCGUCUCUCACCCUAGAGGCAAUGAGAGGAGACAUGGCUGGGUGGGUGGGCCACCCCAAGAGCCUGGAAGAGGGGACACCACUGUCCUCUGCCUUGAAUUCUGCAUUAUUUUGGUUUUAAUUUUAUUUCUGAUGCUGCUAUAUCCACCAUACACUGGAGUUAGAUGAACAGAUGUGGUUUUUUUUUCCUCUUCUUUCUAUGAAAGAAAUUAUUUUAGUCAUAGCUUGUGAGUUUCAAAUAAUGGAGAAAGUAUAA